Messenger RNA from Rotaria sp. Silwood2, 1437 nucleotides. NCBI's taxonomy places the organism in Eukaryota, Metazoa, Rotifera, Eurotatoria, Philodinida, Philodinidae. The record is from the annotation of a GenBank genome assembly.
AUGAUACUAAUAAUUGUACUCCUCUAUGUUGCCUUUGUUGAAUCAACUCAUUUCUAUGGUGGAACAGUGACAUGGAAACCGGUGGAUAAUACAGCUAAUGGUUCAAAAAUAGCCAUUAUGUUCACACAAUCGUAUCAAUGGCGACGAUCUUUCGGUUCUUCAACAUACUGUAAUCAAUCCAUUAUAGUGAAUCAAUCACCAAAACUAUCCAGUGGAAGUGGAACGCUUCAAUGCACUACUACUCCUUCUAGUGCAUGCGGCUCGUAUUCUGCAUUAGAUAUCGGUGAAUAUUGUACUGACUUCAGUACUGUUGUUGAUUCAAGUUCGGGACAAAUCUCAACUAUUGAAAAUAUCACAGCUAGCUCAAGUUUUUGCGUAGCUUUUCAAGGCAAUGCUUGGAUUGGUCUACAAUCAUCGAAUUGUGGUUCAACUGGAAGAAAGAAAAGAAGCUAUACUAGCUCAAAAUCGACAACAAAAAGAACCACAGUAUCAACGACGACCAUUACCGGCUGCUACAGUACAAGUGCUGCAUGGUCUAUAGGAUGUUGUCUUGAUUUGACACUUAGACCAGAUGGGUUCAUUAAUACACCACCAGUUGCAACAAUUAUUUCACCUAUUCAAGUUCCAGUAAAUACAUUGACUAAUAUAUCUAUUCCAGUAAUUGAUGCUGAUAAUGACUAUACAAGUUGUCGAUGGGCUCAAAAGACAGCUGGUUUUGAUGAGUGUGGUGAUGUUUGUCAAACAGCACCCGGCAGUGUACUAGAUGGUGAUAAUUGUAUGUUGACAUUUAACAGUACAGGCAAAAGUGCAGGACAAUACUAUGCCGUGACAUUAAUGGUUGAAGAUUUCUAUGAUCAAUCAACAUAUACACCGUUUAGUAGUGUUCCUAUUCAAUUUCUAAUUCACAUUGUAAAUGCCUCUGUUUGUCCACUGAAACCUACGAUUAGUUCAACUCUGUCUGCAUGUACGGCAAUUCAAGUUGGUGAUACAUUUAGUUUUACAUUGACAGUUGUUCAAGGAUGUAGUGGAACUACUUUACAAGACUUCUUCACGAUGCCUCCACUCAAUAUGAUCAAAGGUAGCAUAGUGCAAGUCGGAACGACUAACACAUGGACAAUCACUGAAACAUGGACACCAACAGCAUUACAAGUGGGAUCUCAAGUCUACUGCGCUAUGGCCACUGAUAGUGCACAAAUACAAUCAGAUCAAUACUGUCUUACAUUCACAGUUGUGACUGCUGGAUCGCUUCCUUUAUGUCCGGGAGAAGCUCCACCAAACACGACUACAACGACAGCUACUACUGAAACGACCACCACCACUACUACUGACACAACUACGGCCACAACUACUACUGCCACAACGACGACAACAUCAACGACUACUACUGCUACUAUUAGGACAACAACAACUAUCACUAGUACAACAGAGUACGUUUAG